This is a messenger RNA of Pestalotiopsis fici W106-1, 381 nucleotides long. RefSeq lists its product as uncharacterized. The record is from RefSeq and is a predicted model, not a curated record. The transcript has 4 exons. Lineage: Eukaryota; Fungi; Ascomycota; Sordariomycetes; Amphisphaeriales; Sporocadaceae. Gene Ontology annotation, molecular function: protein-folding chaperone binding. Gene Ontology annotation, biological process: chaperone-mediated protein complex assembly; protein folding. Bases 1 to 381 code for a protein of 126 amino acids. Gene Ontology annotation, cellular component: cytoplasm; prefoldin complex.
AUGGCCGAAGCCCAAGCAAAGCUGCAGGCUCUUUCUGAGGACUACCAGAAGCUGCAACAAGAACUUCAGACAGUCGUUGCCUCGAGGCAGAAGCUACAAGCGCAAAAGACUGAGAACCUCGGUGUUCAAAAGGAAUUUGAGAAUCUCAAGGAUGAGGAGAAUAUUUACAAGCUCGUCGGCCCAGUCUUGCUGAAGCAGGACAAGGUUGAGGCCGAGAGCACAGUCAAGGGACGCAUAGAAUUCAUUGGCAAAGAAAUUGAGAGGACGGAAAAGCAGAUCAAGGAUAUCCAAGACAAGAUUGAGAAGAAGAAGACGGAAAUCAUUCAGACUCAGUCGACGGCUCAGGCAGCUGGUCCUUCUCAGGUCGCUGCACAGAGUUAA